AUGUCGGUGGAGGGGCAGCGAUGUUUGUGCAUCGUGGUGCUUCUAACACACACCGCCAUCGGAUCCGGUGAAGGACCGACCCCGCCACCCCUUACCUCAGCGUCGCCGACCGUCAAAGCAGAACAGAACGAGCUCACCGUCUCUUUCCCACCUCUAGAAGAUCUGUACAACAAUACACCGGAGAAGCAUUUCGGCACUGAGAACAACACCGUUGUGACGUCACAAACGGGUUCAACAGCAUUACUGCCGUGUGUCAUAAGGAAUAUUGGAGAUGGAAUUGUAUCUUGGAUCAGGAGGAAGGAUUAUCAUUUGCUGACUGUUGGUCUCACCACGUACAGCUCAGACCAGAGGUUUCAAGCGAUACAUUUACAGCAUUCCGAGGAUUGGACUCUCAAAGUGAAAUUCGUCCAGAAAAGAGACGCGGGCACCUACGAAUGUCAGGUGUCGUCACAUCCGCCCACGAGUAUAUUUCUACGCUUAGAUGUCAUAGAAGCCAGAGCCGAGAUCUCAGGACCCACAGAGAAGUAUUUGAAACCGGGGUCUACUCUGCGCCUGCAGUGCUCUGUGGUCCAAACCACUGAGGCACCAGCUUUUGUGUUUUGGUACCACAACAGCAGAAUGAUCAACUAUGAUUACGAGUUUGGUAUCAACGUGACCACUGACCCCGCUCAGAGGCUCUCUGACCUCCUUAUCCCGGCGGCGAGCGUCACCCACGCUGGUAAUUACACCUGCGUUCCUAACAACGCCGUGCCGGCUAGCAUUUACGUCCAUAUUUUUAACGGUGAAAAUCCAGCGGCAAUGCAAUCAUCAUCUCCAACUUUUAUUCCGCACCUUAAUUUCCACUUAUUAUUACCACUCACCACACUCCAUUUCGUCUCGCGGUGACAAUCAUUGUUACACUUACCCUAGUUAAAUGUUUGUAAACUAAACUGUACUCUAUAAUGUAAACAUAGAGUCCAUUUUCGC
This is a messenger RNA of Amyelois transitella, 966 nucleotides long. RefSeq lists its product as uncharacterized. Gene Ontology annotation, biological process: synapse organization. The transcript has 7 exons. The record is from RefSeq and is a predicted model, not a curated record. Gene Ontology annotation, cellular component: neuron projection membrane. The coding region runs from base 1 to 885 and encodes 294 amino acids. Lineage: Eukaryota; Metazoa; Arthropoda; Insecta; Lepidoptera; Pyralidae.